GCAAAUAAUUUCUUCCACUUCUUCACUUUUUUUCCUCUUCUAUCUAAAAUCCCCCUAUAAGACAAAAUAUUAAAAUAAAUAAAAAGAAAAGAAAUUGAAGUCCCAUUAUCACAUAUUCACAAACACCUCUGCUUAAUCGUAUCUUUUGCUGGUUUGCUGAAUUUUCAAGCCCUGCACACAGUUUCUGCUACAAAACAUGUGAUUUUCGAGGUUUUUCUCAUCUGGGUUCUUCCAUUUUCAUGCUAAUAUCAAGUUAAUUCGUCGAAUUUCGAAGAUAAAAAAUGGAUCUUGGAGUGAAACCUAUGUCUUACACAAGUUCGAAUGUUUCGUUGAAGUCCGGCGACGGCGUUUCCGACAUGUUUCCGGCGGGUCUCAGGGUGCUCGUCGUAGACGAUGACCCCACUUGUUUGAGGAUCUUGGAAAAGAUGCUCAAAAAUUGUUUGUAUGAAGUCACAACUUGCAAUCGAGCGGAACUCGCAUUGAAAUUUCUCAGGGACAACAGAAACGGAUACGAUGUUGUAAUAAGUGAUGUACACAUGCCCGACAUGGACGGUUUUAAGCUUCUAGAACAUAUCGGGCUCGAAAUGGAUCUCCCGGUUAUCAUGAUGUCGGCGGAUGAUAGCAAAAGCGUUGUAAUGAAGGGAGUUACACAUGGUGCGUGUGAUUAUCUGAUAAAACCGGUUCGAAUGGAGGCAUUGAAGAACAUAUGGCAGCAUGUGGUGAGAAAAAAGAAGUACGAGUUUAAAGAUAAAGAUUACGAACAAUCGGGGAGUGUCGAUGAAUUGGACAGGCAGCAAAAACCGAACAAUAAUGAAGAUUUAGAUUAUUCCUCUUCAGCGAACGAAGGAAAUUGGAAAAAUUCCAAGAGAAGGAAGGAAGAAGAAGAUGAAGGAGAUGAAAGAGACGAUUCUUCGACUUUGAAAAAACCGAGAGUUGUUUGGUCGGUUGAGCUGCAUCAGCAGUUUGUAACCGCGGUUAAUCAUCUCGGAAUUGACAAGGCCGUUCCUAAGAAAAUCCUCGAAUUAAUGAAUGUUCCGGGCCUUACAAGAGAGAACGUCGCAAGCCAUCUGCAGAAAUAUCGGUUAUAUCUUAGAAGGCUCAGUGGUGUACAGCACCAAAACGGGCUAACAAACUCUUUUAUGGGACCUUCCGAUAUGCCCUUCGGACAAAUGUCUUCACUCAACGGGGUUGACUUUCAAGCCCUAGCUGCCUCCGGUCAACUCCCGCCACAAAGCCUAGCCACAAUCCAAGCCGCUGCACUUGGUAGGGGCCCCACCAAAUCCUCGAUACCUCUACCACUUGUUGACCAAAGAAACAUUUUCAGCUUCGAAAACCCAAAGGCAAGAUUCGUCGAAAGUCAAAGUCAAAGUCAAACUCAACAACAUAUCAAGCAAGUCAACCUACUCCACGGAAUCCCGACAAACAUGGACUCGAAGCAGCUGGCUUCUCUACACCAAUCGGCACAGUCAUUCAACAACAUGAACAUGCACAACCAUGUCAUGCAAAUGUCGGGUCAAGGUCAAGGUCAACCGCAAUCAAGAAGUCAAAUCUUGAACGAAAUCAACGUCUCGGAUCUCCCCUCUUCAUCUUCGUCAUCUGUAAUAAGCCAACCCGUUUUGUCGCAGGCGAAUAUUCCCACUUCUUUCUUGGGCCGGAACGGAAUAAUAGCUUCUCUUCCACAGCCAUCCACCGUUGUUGACUUUUCGAGUCAAACCACAGAUUUCGCUGGGAGUAAUAAUAAUAUUAAUAACAAUAAUAAUAACAAUAAUAGCUUCUCAUCGAAAGGUUCCGGAGAGUUUGUUCCCAGCUAUGAUGUUUUUAACGAUCUGUAUCAGAAUAACCGACCACAAGAUUGGCGUGUGCAAAACGUACAAGGAGGGCUCGAUGUUUCGCCUUCGGUUUUGGUUCAGCAAAGGUUUACUACUUCUAAUCAGAAGAGCGUUGGUCAAAACAGGGGUUUGUCUGUAAUUAAUAAUAAUAUUAAUAAGACAGCUUACUCGGAAAUCGGUCAGCAGAUAAACUCGUCUUUAUCCGACAAUCAGUUAAGGAUCAAGGCUGAAAGAUUACCCGACAUGGGCUUCCAAAACGGAAUCUUUCCUCACGAACAACACUUCGGCCAAGAAGAUCUGAUGAGUGCAUUUCUCAAACAGCAGCAAGAAGGCGUGGGGUCCGUUGAAAACGAGUUUGGAUUCGAUGGUUACCAUUUGGAUAAUCUUCCUGUGUAAAGUGCGGUCUGUUUUGCUGUAGCUAGUUUGAUUUUUCGAAGCACUUUGUACAUAGCUGUAGUUUUUUUACAGCUGGAAUUAACCUGUUAAAGAUCAAGGGCUGGGAAUUUUUCGUUUUCUUUUUCUUUUUUCGGUUUUUCGUUUUCUUGGAUGAACUGUGAUUGAAGGUGAAGAAGAUAUAUGUGCAUGAAUGAUACUAGCGCGUGAUAUGCGAAGCAUUACCAUGCGAAAUUUUUGGUUGCUUUUAGCUUUUAGGUGAUUUCUAGUAUGAAUGAAAUAUUCUUGUUUUAGCUUU
Erythranthe guttata (spotted monkey flower) is the source of this 2520-nucleotide messenger RNA. Its product is annotated as two-component response regulator ARR2. NCBI's taxonomy places the organism in Eukaryota, Viridiplantae, Streptophyta, Magnoliopsida, Lamiales, Phrymaceae. The record is from RefSeq and is a predicted model, not a curated record. Gene Ontology annotation, molecular function: DNA binding; DNA-binding transcription factor activity. Gene Ontology annotation, biological process: phosphorelay signal transduction system; cytokinin-activated signaling pathway.